This is a messenger RNA of Alternaria metachromatica, 1302 nucleotides long. RefSeq lists its product as uncharacterized. Lineage: Eukaryota; Fungi; Ascomycota; Dothideomycetes; Pleosporales; Pleosporaceae. Bases 1 to 1302 code for a protein of 433 amino acids. The record is from RefSeq and is a predicted model, not a curated record. The transcript has 2 exons.
AUGAGUAGCACCGGCAGCAUUAGCAGCGAGGCGAGCAUAGCGCGGAGUGCCGACAAGGACGACACAAGCGACAGCUCGUUGCACCUUCCCGACACAGAACCGAGAGAUGACAAGGAGCAAGUGGAAGGCGAUGAAUCCAUAGUCGACGGGGCUGGUCGCAAGGAGGAUGCAUCUGACAAGGAGCAAGAAACAAGCGCUACGAUCGAUGAUGCGAACGCAUCCCACAACGAGAGGUUCGGCCUGGAUGAGCCUCAGCAACUCUGUCUGGUUGCGGAUAGCAUCCUCGGCUCUAUGAGUGGAGUGGAAACGGCCAUGCUUCAGCUUCAUGAAUACGUCAAGACCGAGAACCAAGACCGCAAGCCGAUCCACCAGUGGGCCAGAUUCGAAGGCUAUCGCAGCAUUGAUCGUGCGGUUGCCAAUCUCGACGAAGCAGGCGCCAAGUUCCAGGAUGUACAUCUUCCUGCUAGCUUCGUCAAGACAUAUCUGAGUCGGGCUACCGAGAUGUCACUUACUGCCAGCAAGGCCGCUGUAUUCUGUAUGGGCGCGAUGAACGAACAAUUCACCCGCUACAUCGAGGAGACCAACGUAUCGAUUGACGCCGAGGCUAAGAUUACGGAAGAGCUCAGGAAGCUUCUCAAGCAUGGAUCCAAGGCAACAUAUAGCGUGUAUGCGGCUCUCGAUCUACUCCGUAACAAGCUGCACAUCGACGAGUCCAGUCACAGCCGCGAUAUUCCCAUCAUCGAAAAGCUGAUUGCAGAGAGCGAGACCCGCUUGAGCGCCUCACGCGAGAGCUCCUGGUGGACUGUUGCCAAAGUAAUGUUCGGAGCAGCGACAAGUGCCGUGAUAGCCCUCGCAGCCGCACACAAGUACGGCGCCAAUGGCUUGAGUUUCGCACUCCCGGCCGACUUCAACGGCACGCACUAUCAGGUUCUUUCACUCGUCCAGCGUGCGCAAGCUCUGACCAACCUCACCGGCGAGCUCUACUCCAUCAAAAUUGACGAUCUAGCUCAGCACUACAAGGAGCUCGAACUCGCCUCUGAGUCUCACGGUCUUCGAAUCGAUAAUCUGGUUGAAGCACUGGGCGUCCCCAACGAGGAGGGUACCUACUUUUCAUCAACGCCGAAACCAGGAAUGGGUUGCACGACAAGGAACGAUCAUUCCUGCGUUCCAGAUAUCAUGGCGGACGCUAACCGCCAGACCGAGAAACUGCGUAGCGAGCUGGAGCACAUGCGCAAGAACAUGCACCGUAUGGACAUUCGCCUCAUGAAGCGCCUCGACAAGGUCGACAAGCGUGGUCUGUAG